Molecule: messenger RNA, 2281 nt
Organism: Calidris pugnax (ruff)
Lineage: Eukaryota; Metazoa; Chordata; Aves; Charadriiformes; Scolopacidae
Gene: PROZ
Product: protein Z, vitamin K-dependent plasma glycoprotein
Exons: 8
Coding region: 293-1516 (407 amino acids)
Biological process (GO): blood coagulation; proteolysis
Cellular component (GO): extracellular region
Molecular function (GO): calcium ion binding; serine-type endopeptidase activity
Source: RefSeq, a predicted model, not a curated record
UUUUGGAGCAGCUCUCAGCACAGCUGGCAAACCUGCUCCACCUUCAGCCAGACCACCAAGAGAAGGGGCACUGCUGUGCUACUAAGCAGGUUUUUUUGAGGAAGGUUUGGUUUUUUGUUUUUUGUUUUUUGUUUUUUUUUUUCACGUGUUGACAUUGAGGCCAGGCUUUGCCCUUAGAAGUUUUGUUUUCUCAUGAGCAGCUGGACUUUAAACUUCAACAUCUCCCCUGUAGCCAUUCCCCUCAAGAGCGGCAGGAAUGCAGGCAGGAGGCCACUAGGCUCUGAGGGUGACAAUGGCAAGGUGCUCUUGGACAAUAUUGUAUCUUCUCUCUGCCCUUUUCCUUCAGACAGAGCAGACAGUGUUUAUAUCAGCUGAUGAUGCAAACAAGGUUAUCAAGAGACAGAGGCGUGCCAGUUCCCUACUUCUGGAAGAGGUCCUCCAAGGCAGCUUGGAAAGAGAAUGCCUUGAAGAGAGAUGCACGCAGGAAGAAGCAAGAGAAGUAUUUGAGGACGAUGAAAUGCUUAAAAUGUUUUGGGAUGCCUACUACGGUGGCAGGAGGUGCUCGUCGAGCCCCUGCCAGCACAACGGCGUGUGUGAGGACAGCAUCCGUGGCUACACCUGCACCUGUGCUGAGGGCUACGAGGGAGAGAACUGUGCUUUUGCUAAAAAUGAAUGUCGCCACCAAGCCAAGGAAGGGUGUCACCACUUUUGCUACCCGGGAAGUAAUUCCUACCGUUGCUCCUGUGCUGAUGGCUAUGAGCUCGGGAAGGACAACAAGCAGUGCAUCGCGUUAGAUCAAUGUGCCUGUGGCAGACUUCAAGACAGUGAAAAUCAGAUAAGCAAAACCAGGAAGAAACGUGACGAGCGAUUUCCUUGGCAGGUCCUGCUGCUGAACUCAGAAGGGAAGGGCUUCUGUGGAGGAGUGCUGCUAAAAAGUAACUUUGUACUGACCACAGCAGAGUGCGCCCUUCUGCACAGCCAUUUUGAAAUCAGGGUUGGUACUGGGCCUAAUGGAACAAGCGGAACCCAGAAGACGCUGCAAGUCAGGGAGAAACACAUACACAUCCGGUAUGAAGAAGACACUGCUGAGAACAACAUCGCCUUGCUGCAACUCCAAGAGCACGUGGAGUGCAACAGCCACCAGCUUCCCGUCUGCACCCCUGAAAGAGACUUUGCAGAACACGUUCUAAUUCCAAAACUGGCUGGGACAGUCAGCGGCUGGAGAAGGGAAGGCGAGGAGCUCCAAGGGGACGAGCUGCAGGUGUCAUACCUCCCCGCUGAGGACUGCAAACAAAUACUCAACGUGAGCCUCACAAACAGGCAGUUUUGUGGACACCUCCAGGAGGCCGUAGACAAACGACUGGCUGGAGGAAGCUUUUUAGCUACCGAGUAUAAGGGCACUUGGUUCCUGACUGGUAUCCUGGGAUCUUGGCCGCUAGAAGAUGCUGACUGGGACACAUUCCUAUUCACUAACACGGCGAGGUAUAUGAUAUGGUUUAAACGAAAAAUGAAAUAAGACAAACACAACCAACCCUCCAGCACCACACCCCUGCCAGUCACUGCAAGGAAACGUUUGGAUGCAGCCAGCACACCCAUCUGACUCUCUUAUCACGAUCUGCAGUAAGGAAGUCGCAAUGAUGACGUGUAUAUAACUCCAAUUCAUACGGAAAAGCUUCUUUGUCGUUCCUUCUUCUACGGACACAGAGUACUGUGAAAGUCAUGAUGCCAUAAACCUAGUUAUUUUACUAAAAAAUACUGAAGUUUCCCAUAACUGUUCAUCCUAAAACUCAAAAAGCGUUCAUGUUUUUCUGGGAUUUUAAAUGUUGCUAGAAGGAAAGGAGUCUUUUUAAUUCUUGUUACCCUGAGGUUUGAUUCAACAAAUCCAUAUUCUUAUUUCUGUAUCCAUACAAGUAAAACUUAUGAAGACCAGGGGAACUCCAAGCCUUUAAAUGCCUAUUUUGAGGUAGGACUUGACACUCUCAUCAGACUGAAAAAUGCUUCCCCUCAUACAUGGUACCUGUGUUUUCCCUUAUGAAUCAUGUUCACAUCAGUUAGUGGGUAUAAUAAACCCCAACUCUCAAAGGCCGGGGGGGGGGAAAUGUUUUAUUUUAUUUAAAAAAGAAUUAAAAAAUUCCCAAACUACUUUCCCAUCACUAUGGACAAAGUUAUGUUGUACCAGCCCCAAAACAAGCAAACAAAACCCCCAAGGUAGUAACACUUGCGAUAACGGAUCCAGUGACAGUGUUUUGUCCAGAAGCAGAAUAAAACAGACGAUGGAUAA